Molecule: messenger RNA, 3852 nt
Organism: Octodon degus (degu)
Lineage: Eukaryota; Metazoa; Chordata; Mammalia; Rodentia; Octodontidae
Gene: Pgbd2
Product: piggyBac transposable element derived 2
Exons: 6
Coding region: 1371-3137 (588 amino acids)
Molecular function (GO): sequence-specific DNA binding
Source: RefSeq, a predicted model, not a curated record
CCCUGCGAGCCUUCUCUUGCCGGACGUUGCGAGGCCGCUACGCCUCUGGCGAGAGCUGGGUCCGGGCUCCGGCUGGGCGCGGCCACUAGUGGAGUCUGGCGCAGCCCCGCUGGGGUCAGGUCCGGCCUGUUCUGGUGUGCGUCACCUAGCCUGUGCCGCAGGAAAGGCUCCGUCUGGCAAGGGGCCUUCGAGUUGCGUUUUCUGAACGGUGCCCGAAGCCUUUACCCUCAGUGUUGCAUGCGGACGAAUUUGAACGAAGUGGCGAGUAGCACCGAAGGCACCCACGGUACACGCUGCGGCCAGACUCCCUGGGGCAGAGCGUCGACUCCUCCUUUAGCCCUGAGGCCGCGAACCAGGGCGGAGGCUGCACCUGCGCUGGGGCGCCGCAGUCCUCUGCAGACCUGGGAGGCCCAGCAGCCCUGGGGCUCAGGUCGGUGCUGGGGUGCUGGCUGGGGCCUGGCUGCGCCCUGCCCUCUCCUCCAGGCCCGGCCCUGCUCAGCCUCCUCCCCAGGUCUCUUGGGCCCUAGCCGUGCACAGGUCCUCGGAAGCCUCGUCCUGACGCUGAAGCAGUUCUGGCUCCUUGCGUAGACUCCUGGCUCCCCGUGAAUGGCACUGUGUGGGACUGAGCUCCCGGGGGUGACCCGUGGGCCUCUUGACCCUCUGAGUUUGAGACGGGUUUUCUCUAAGGCCUGCAAUUGCACAGGUGGCAUCAUCCAGGGCAUGUCCUGUCCUUGUCCCUGUCCCUGUCCCUGUCAUGGUGUCUUCACUGUUUUGUGCACUGCAGUUGGAAUAAGCGUGUUGUAAGUGCAGACCUGGUGGUGCUCUGCCUGCAGCCAUCAGGCUAGCCUGCACCAGGUGUCUUGUUACAGUGACGGAAAAGAGCAAAUGCAAAUGAUGUGCAGAUCAGUCGCCUCCUUGCCCUCUUCUCUCCUGGUAAAGACUUAUCUUCCCUUUACCCUGGCUACUGCCUCACCCCAUUUUCCUCCUGACGGGUGACAAGCAUCAGUGUGUCGCUGGUCUGUCCCUGACAGGGAGAAGGAGGACUCUAGGGGCCACCUUCCCACAAUGUGCUCAAGGCCUAGGUCUCUGCAGUGAGGGUUGGGGAUGGGGACAGGUGACGCCUGCCUGGGAAGGGUCACUGGAGAUGGAGAACAGGGGAGACCUGAGAUGUCUUCUGUUACAGCCGAUUAGGGAGCAGAGCAGGGACAUAGGGAAGAGGGAUUGAGGUUUCCUUUCAGCCUUUUAGGAGACACUGGAGUCUCAUCUGCUUUCCUGAGCAGUCCUGGGAGGAUGGUGGAUAGGGCUGAUGAUGCGUGGGUCUCCCGCUCCCUGGACGCUGAGAGGGCACACGGGCUCAUUCCUCGCCCAGCAUGGCAUCCGUGUCCAGAGGUGGCCCUCCCGGGGGAGCUGUCCGUCCCAAGGCCAAGGCCGCCAAGCUGCUGGAGGUUCUGAGUGCCCUGGAGGGGGCCAGCGCUGGCGGUGCCAAGGAGAUUUUCAUCGCGCCUCCCGACAAUGCUGCGGGCACCUUCACUGACGAGGACUCGGGGGAGGAGGACAGCAGGCGCGGGCCCCGGCUUCCCGGCAGCGUGCUGCACGCCCGUGUCGUGUCUGAGGGCUCGGGCAGCGGGGAGCACAGCGACGAGGUAGCGCUGCCCCUGUCCCCGAAGAGGCAGAACGUGGAAAUGGAGGUUCAGCGCGUCUGGACCAAGAGAGACAUCCGGCCGGACUUCGGCAGCUGGAUGGCGCCAGACCCUCACAUCGAGGACCUCAAGCGCCAGGAGCUGAGUCCCGUGGGCCUCUUUGAGUUGUUCUUUGAUGAAGGAACGAUUAAUUUUAUUGUUAACGAGACCAAUCGGUACGCGUGGCAGAAAAGCGUCAGGCUGGGGCUCACCAUCCAGGAGCUGAAGUGUGUUCUGGGCGUGCUGAUUCUGAGCGGCUACGUCUCCUACCCCAGGAGGAGGAUGUUCUGGGAGACCUCUCCGGACUCCCACCACCACCUCGUGGCCGAUGCCAUCCGCAGGGACAGAUUCGAGCUGAUCUUCUCCUAUCUACACUUUGCAGACAGCAGCGAGCUGGACGAGAGCGACCGGUUUGCAAAGGUCCGGCCGCUCAUUGUGCGCAUGAACUGCAACUUCCAGAAGCAUGCGCCGCUGGAGGAGUUCUACAGCUUCGGAGAGUCCCUGUGCGAGUACUUCACGCCGCGCGGCUCCCGGCGGCCACCCUCAGCGCGGCUGGGCCACAGGAUCUGGUGUGGCACCACCAGCAGGGGCUACCUGGUGUGGUUCGAGCCCUCACAGGGCACGCUGUUCACCAAGCCGGACAGGGGCCUGGACCUGGGCGGCAGCAUGGUCGUCAGGUUCGUGGACGCGCUGCAGGCGCGGGGCUGCCUGCCCUACCACAUCUUUUUUGACAAGGCUUUCACGAGCGUCAAAUUGAUGUCCGUUUUGAGGAAGAAGGGCAUUAAGGCUACAGGAACAGUUCGUGAGCACAGGACGGACCGGUGCCCCCUCCAGGAUCCCAAGGAGCUGAGGAAAAUGAAGAGGGGCUCCUUCGACUACAAAGUGGACGAGCGCGAGGAGAUCAUCGUGUGCCGCUGGCACGGCAGCAGCGUGCUCAACGUGUGCUCCAACGCUGUGGGCGUCGAGCCCGUGCGGCUGGCCCGCCGGCACGUGGGUGCAGCCAGGGCGCGGGCGCAGGCCCACCAGCCAUCGCUGGUGAAGCUGUAUCAGGAGAAGGUGGGCGGCGUGGGCCGGCUGGACCAGAACAUCGCCAAGUACAAGGUGAAGAUCCGGGGCCUGAAGUGGUAUUCGAGCUUCCUCGGCUACGUCAUUGAUGCCGCCCUGAACAACGCGUGGCAGCUGCACAGGAUCUGCUGCCCCGACGCGCAGGUGGACCUGCUGGCCUUCCGCAGGUACGUGGCCUGCGUGUACCUGGAGAGCAACGCUGACACGUCCUCGCAGGGCCGGCGGGGCCGGCGCCUGGAGACCGAGAGCCGCUUCGACAUGAUCGGGCACUGGAUCAUCCACCAGGACAAGAGGACGCGCUGCGCCCUCUGCCACUCGCAGACCAACACGCGGUGCGAGAAGUGUCAGAAGGGCGUCCACGCCAAGUGUUUCAGGGAGUACCACACCCGCUGAGCUGCGGGCGCUGCCACUCGCCGGGGCGUGGAGCCCGGGAGCUGCAGCUGCGCUCGUGCGGGCAGCAAGGCUGUGUUCUGUUGACCGGGCUGUGUGUUUCCUCUCCCUUCCCAUUAUAAUUGUCUGUUUUCCUGUAUGCUGUUGGGCCGACCUGCAGUAUAAAUUAAUAUUUAUGUUAUUAUGACUAAAUGUUUACAAAUCUGUGUUUUAUACUGAUAUUUAUUUAAAUGUAUUCAAAUAAAAUUUUGCUUUGGGGUAAAUUUGAGUUCUAGUAAGGAUAAUCAAAGAACUUAGAUAAACAAUAAAAGGACUAUACUACUAUGCUUCAUGAUUUAUAAUCUAAGGUGUAGGCAGUACUAUAUUAAUACCGUAGUGGUACAAUGAAGGGUUUGUUAGUGGUAUUUAUCUCCCAUAACGUCAGGCUGUCCGACUCUCCAUAGGUAGGUAGUCUGCCUUGCAUUUGUUGAAAAAGCUAGAGUUGUAGAGUUCACGUUUUUUGAUAAGAAUAUUUUUCCUAGUUACAUAUACCCAUGCAGAACCUAUUUUUAUAAAUAUCAUUUGGUAGGGAUCCUCUUAUUCCCUAAAUGACUUGUUAAAAGGGAAAUUUUUUUUUAUUGAUUUAAGUUUAAAGUUUUCUGAACUUAGAAGGAGCAUAUUGAAAUAAGAAAAUAGUUUUAUGUUUGGUAGGUUCCAGCACUCUAGGAGGCUAAGGCAG